AUGAUGAUUUUCGGUCAAAAAAUCGAUUUUGAGAUAGGCACAUGGAAAGAUAGCCUGAAACUCAUCGAUCAACUUUGUUUAGCUAUGUGUCUUGAUUAUGAAAAUACAAUAUUAAAUCAUUAUGUUCAAUCAUUAAUAACCUAUUACAAACAUUGGUGGUAUCAAACAACAAAAGAUUCUCUUUUAACCAAACAACACCUUCUUGUUGAAACUAUUAUAUAUCGUCCAUAUGAAGAAUUUAAACUUUUGGAAAAAUUAUGUUUUAUGUUAACUACCAGUGAAUAUAUAAUAGCCAUAACUCAUUUUCAACAUAAUGAAGGUACACUUUUAUAUCGAUUAUUGUCUCAAAUGCACAUUCCGCAUUUGAAUUUGAAUAUACCUCAUGAUUAUACGAACUAUUCUCCAUUUACAUUACAAAUGCAACCAAGUUUAUCAAUGAUUAGUUUAGCGUUAAGACAAUUAACAGAUCAUUUUGAAUGGGAUAAAAUUAUAUUUUUAUAUGAAAAACACUCGAGUUUAAAUUUAUUAAAAGAAUUAAUGCAAACUCGUAACGGUCGUCGUCCAGCCAUUGCAUUGAAAGCUAUUCUAAAAAGUUCAUCGAAUUUAACGAAUCAAACAGAGGCAAUUCUAAAACAACUACGAACAAAAGAAUAUGGAAAAAAAUUAUUAUUAGCUGUUAGCGGAAAAACCUUAACAAAGUUUCUUUAUGAAGCACAAAGAUUGGGACUUAUUAGUACUUAUUAUCAUAUUAUAAUGACUUCACUAGAUAUAACACAUGUGAAUUGGACCUUUUUUCAGGAAAGCAAUGUUCAGUUGACAAGUAUUCAGUUAGCAACAAAUGAUAUGAAAAUUCGCCAUUCACCAGACGGUCAACUAGAACAAGCAUUGAUUAGUGACGCAUUUGAAAUGAUCAAAUUAGUAAUAAUUAAUUUAGAUACAAACUCAAGUUUCCCAUCCCAAGAUUGCGUCUGGCACAACUUUUUAGCUUCGUCAGCAUUCUUAAAGGGUGAUCAAAUGUUUUUACUAAAGUCAGGUCAAAUGUUAUUAGAAAAGUUUCAUGUGAUGAAAUAUCAGGGCAAUACAGGUACAGUCGAUUUUAAUUCUGAUGGUAUACGAAAAUCACUACGAUUGAAAAUACUUGAUAUUGAUCAACACGGAAUGAGAGAAAUUGGAUCGUAUGUCUGGAAUGACAAGGGUUUGACUAUUAGUAAUCUGGGUCAGAAAUAUGUUACAGAAAUUCGACGACAUUUACAAGUAGUUACACGAGAGGAGAAACCGUAUGUGUCGCGUAUUUUCUCCGCAAAUGGCACCGUUCAAUUUGAAGGUUAUUGUAUUGAUAUGUUGAAUCAUAUAGCAAAAGAAUUAAAUUUUAAUUAUUCCAUCCGAUUGAAUGCUGAUUUAGGCAUAGGUGCUUUGACCAUUACGUCAGCGAGAGAAAAAGUCAUCGAUUUCACGAAACCUUUUAUGAAUUUUGGCAUUACCAUAUUGUUUCGAAAACCACUACGAACGAAACCCAAUUUAUUUGCAUUUUUAGCACCACUUUCAUUGGAAGUUUGGCUCUGUAUGGGGGCUGCUUAUGUGGCGGCAUUUUUAACAACAAAGCGAUUAAAAUCACCUAUUGAUGACGUUGAAGCAUUAGCAAAACAGACUGAUAUAAAAUACGGAGCACUCAAGGGCGGCUCCACCGAACAGUUUUUUCGAGGUAUUAAUCGCGUAAAAACCGAAAAUUACGCUUUUCUGCUCGAAUCAUCAACUAAUGAAUACAAUGUUCAACGACAUUGCGAAUUAAUGCAAGUUGGAGGACUAAUAGAAUCCAAAAGCUAUGGAAUUGGUACUGCUCAUGGUUCACCGUAUCGUGAUCUCAUAUCCGAUGUUAUACUUAAAAUGCAAGAAAACGGUAUAUUAAGCAAAAUGUACGAUAUUUGGUGGAAAGAAAGAAAUGUACCUGUUCCCUGUGAUGAUUUGGAUGUUGAUCAUCGAAAAAAAAAUUUUACAAACGAACUUGACUUAAAAAAUAUCGGUGGUAUUUUCUUACUAUUGGCAGUGGGUAUGCUAAUUUCGUUAAUUGUGACAGCAUUAGAAUUAGGAUGGAAACAAAAACGUAGAAAAACAAGUGAAGAAACGACCGAUUAUCAUUUCGUUCUUAAUAUGCAAAUGGCUAUGCAUCAAAUAUUCACUGGUUUAAAUAAUUCUCGGUCAUCGGUUGACUAUCAUACUCCAUUAAGAUUACGAAUGAGUGACAGUAAUCCUUCUGUUCAUCAAGAGAUCAUCAUACCACCAAAAAAAGUGAAUUUGUCACUUAUUAAACCAAACAACAGAACGAGAAUUCUCAAACGUAUUACAAAAAAACAUCCGCGAAUUAACGAGACAAACAGUACAUCAUUGCCGUCUUCAUCGAAUGUUUGUGAAAUGAUAACAUCAUCCAUGACACUACGACCACCAUUUCAAAAUGACAAAUCAUCAACACUAACCGAAUUUCCUGAUGACAGAUAUCUUAACGAUCUGGAAGAGCGUCCGUUACCAAAACAUGUAAUGACAGCAUAUUUAAAACACCCGCGAUAUCGUUCAUUGACAAUAUUGCAUGCAAAAGUUGCACAAAAAUCAUACGGGAACGAAAAAAGAUUCUUUUGUCCGCCACCAUGUGUUUAUUUAUCGGGUGAGGAAUGGAAUAACUUACUUAAUACACCAUCCGAUAUGGACACAAAUGAUGAACAAUUAUGUGCUUAUAUCGGAAUUGGUGAACCACUUCUGUGUAUGAAUAGCUCAUCAUCAUCGUCAAAUCAACAGUCAACAUCUCAAGAUAUGCAAAUGUUGCAAUUUGAAGGAAAAAAAUAUUGUGCAGCAAAAACAUUGUUUAUAUCCGAUUCGGAUAAGCGAAAACAUUUCAAUUUAAAUGUUAAAUUAUUUACCAGAAAUUCAGGUGAAAUUGGUACAUUUGAUAGUAAAAAAAUUAAGGUUAUAUCAAAACCGUCAAAGAAAAAACAAUCGGUGAAAAAUUCAGAAUUUGGAUUAAUUCUAAAAUCUCUUGCAAAAAAGACUACGGCUUAA
This is a messenger RNA of Didymodactylos carnosus, 3048 nucleotides long. NCBI's taxonomy places the organism in Eukaryota, Metazoa, Rotifera, Eurotatoria, Philodinida, Philodinidae. The record is from the annotation of a GenBank genome assembly.